Culicoides brevitarsis is the source of this 964-nucleotide messenger RNA. It is a transcript of the gene Mpv17, whose product is annotated as protein Mpv17. NCBI's taxonomy places the organism in Eukaryota, Metazoa, Arthropoda, Insecta, Diptera, Ceratopogonidae. Gene Ontology annotation, cellular component: mitochondrion; cytoplasm; membrane. The record is from RefSeq and is a predicted model, not a curated record. The transcript is spliced from 3 exons. Gene Ontology annotation, biological process: cellular response to reactive oxygen species. The coding region runs from base 262 to 819 and encodes 185 amino acids.
UUUUCGUGUCGUGUGGAUACAAAAUAUUCAUCUUGUCGCGUAAUAAUUAUAAACAAAGACAUCACUAAAUUUGAUAAGGACCUGAAAUUAACAGAUAAUUCUCUUGAUAAACGUUUAUUUUGUGUCAAUCGACACUAAAUUUUUUCAAUUUUACGAAUUUUCUUGUAAAAAAAUUACAUUUGAACCGGCUUUUUGUGAAUUUUCAUUGAAAAAAUAAAAAUUUUUUAAUAAAUUUAGAAAAAUCUGUAAAAUUGAUUGAAAAUGUUACGAGCUUACAAAACAUUCUUGAAUAAAUAUCCCGUGGCGACACAAGCAAUUCAAUCAGGCACGUUGAUGGGUGUCGGUGACUUGAUUUCUCAAACAAUUGUGGAAAAACAGAAGUUGGACAACUUGGAUUACGUUCGAACACUUCGAUUUUUCAGCAUUGGCUUCUUUGUGGGGGGUCCCGGUCUCCGAAAAUGGUACGGAAUCCUAGAAAAGCACGUAAAAGGUCCCAAUCGGCAUGUAAACACCCUCAAAAAAGUCACAUUAGAUCAACUUGUCUUCGCGCCGGCAUUCCUUGGCUUCUUUAUCAGCUCGAUCGGCGUGCUUCAAGGUCAGUCUCCGCAGGAAAUCAAAACGAAACUCGACAACGAAUACCUUGAGAUACUCAAGAAGAAUUACUACGUAUGGCCUUGGGUGCAACUAACAAAUUUCUACUUUGUCCCGUUGAAUUAUCAAGUGUUGGUGGUGCAAUUUGUGGCGAUUUUCUGGAAUACCUAUUUGAGCUUCAAAACAAAUGCGGGACCCGUUCAAGCGGAAAUUCAGGAAGUUGCGUGAAGCGGUGCCGGAUGCAAAUUACACGACUGUGAUCAUGAAAAAAUGCUGGAAACGUGGCAGGCGAGCAGUAACUGUGACAAAAAACAGGUUAAAAGAGAUUUGUAAAAAAAAAAAUAAAUUUGAAUAGAGAUUUUGGUUCAAGAAU